Messenger RNA from Botrytis deweyae, 807 nucleotides. RefSeq lists its product as uncharacterized. Gene Ontology annotation, cellular component: membrane; mating projection tip. Gene Ontology annotation, biological process: conjugation with cellular fusion. The transcript has 3 exons. The coding region runs from base 1 to 807 and encodes 268 amino acids. NCBI's taxonomy places the organism in Eukaryota, Fungi, Ascomycota, Leotiomycetes, Helotiales, Sclerotiniaceae. The record is from RefSeq and is a predicted model, not a curated record.
AUGCUCCCCCGCAAACUUUCAAUCUUCAUCUCCUUCUUCCGCUUUGGGUUCGAUUUUCAACACUUUCUGAUUCUCCUCACAUGUAUCGGAAUCGCCUGUCUUGCUGCACCACCCGCUCCACCCACACCAUCUAUCUCCUCUCUCUCUCCUCCGCCUCCUCCCUCCCCUCUGACCCAAACCCUCCACCGCAACCUCACCUCUCUCCUUCCCCCAAAUACUCAAGACAGCUCUCUCAUCAUCCGCACCGGCUUUCGAGGAAUAUGUAUGACUUCUCAACUCGCAAGUUCGAGAUGGGAAUGUGCCCAACAUGUCACGACAUUAACGAAUAUAAUCAGGAGCACGACCACAGAUAUCAAUAUUGAUAUCGAUCCCCUAAACCUCCUCAAGCUAGCCGAGUCAGUGCGGAAAAGAAUUGUAUUCGAUGGAUUGCUCUACAUUUCCCUCCCCCUCGCCCUCCUAACUCUCCUCCUUCUCACCCUCAUUCCCCGUUGGAAAACCGAUCGCAACCCCGACACCAACUCCGAACGCCAAGUAAAAUCCUUUCCCUCUCAGGCCCUCAGCAUGAUACUCUGCUUAAUCAGCGGUAGCGCCUUCCUCUUCGCAUUUACAUCUAUUCUCUGGCAGCAUUUGGCCGCGGUGACUGCUUCGCGAUUUAUCGAGCGGAUGAGUUAUGGAAGUGCGGUGGCGAGAGUGGGGAGUAACGCUAUGGUAAUAGGAUGGCUGGGGGUGUUGAUGUUAUGGUUUGCGUUUAUGGGGUGUUUACUGAUGGUGUUGAGUUUGAGGAAAGUGAGGAGGACUUUUGGGUAA